This is a messenger RNA of Oppiella nova, 1668 nucleotides long. Lineage: Eukaryota; Metazoa; Arthropoda; Arachnida; Sarcoptiformes; Oppiidae. The record is from the annotation of a GenBank genome assembly.
AAUUAUUAAAUAUAUUCAAGCAAGAUGAAAAUUGCAUUAUUAUUAGCAGUGUUAUUUGUUGGGGUUAACGCGGCACCUAAUAGCCGGGAGUUUACCGGCAAACGGUGGGUAGUAUUAUGCGCUGGUGGUGCCGGUUGGGGUAACUACCCGUUUCAGGCUAGUAUCUACCACGCCUACCAUAUAUUUUUGAACCAUGGCAUUCCCGAGGAGAACAUAAUCGUGAUGCACCCUGAUGAUUUAGCUAAUAAUAAAGCUAACCCUACGCCCAAUAUUGUGGUCAACCAGGUCAACGGCACUGAUGUCUAUCAUGGUGUACCCAAACAUUACGUGGGCAAGGAUGUUACCCCCAAGAACUUUUUGGGUAUUCUUAAGGGAGACUCUGAGCUUAAAGCUGCCGGAAAGCGAGUUGUUGAAAGUGGCCCUGAUGAUCAUGUGUUUGUAUUUUUCAUGGACCAUGGUAGCACAGGUGGUCACUUUAGCGACUACUGGUACUCCGAUAGCGAGACCAAGGACUUUAACUCCGAGACUAUUGAGACGCAAUUUAAAUUCAUUGCUUCUCAUACCAAGGUGCUUUUGAAUAAUGAAAAGGAGGAAGCUCAACAUUACGGAGACUUAUCUGUGGGUCAAUUGACUUUGGCUGAAUUUUUCGUGGAUAAUAGCGAGAAAUUACGAUAUACACAGGAAUUGAAAAACAUAUUGAAUGGGAGACAGUAUGCGGACAACCAUUUGCGUCAAUACGUCCAGAGUAUUGAGUCGUUGACCGGAUUGGGAGCUAAUGUUAUACUGAAUGGGAAACUAGAGCUUAAUAAUAGGGACUGCUAUCAGAAAUUUGUCGAGACUUUCAGUGACAAGUGCUUUAAUUUGGGACAGACAUUAUGCACAACACUAGUCCAGGUGGUGGUGUCUGUGCGACCCAACCACCAGCACUGGCGGGUGGCCCGGGAUGUGGGCGUGGCCUGCGUUGUCAAGGACUACGACAAACUGCAACACUAUAUCCGUGUCUAUAACUACUCCGAGCGUAAUGUAUGUACCGAACAGCGCCUGUACGCCAGUUUCGCCUACAGGGCGGCGCUCGACAUGUUCCACGUGUUCGAGGGCUCCGACUCUAUGGUUGGCCUAAAUUUUGCCGACUGUGACGACGCCAUUAGGUUUCAGGAGGUGGUGACUCAGUGUCUGAGGGAACGCAAGUUUUUUGAUAGGUUCGGGGAAAUAGGAAAACCGGAAAAAUUCAUUCACUUACAGAGCCUGACAUAUGUAAACGGCGUGCGGGCGUCGACAUCAUCGCCACCGUUGGACAGGGAGCUCAUGGACCGCAUGGAGACCAUUGGGUUCACCAAAGACGAGAUGAACGAAAAACUAUUCAAACGAUCCAUUCAUGAAUACAUGGAUACUCUGCGUCGCAAAUCCAUAGCCAAUAAAAGGCCGUCAAUUAUGGCGCCGGUAGACACGUGCGGAGCAUCCGGUGUUGGUAUAUACCCGACAGCGCCUACACUAACCGACGAUAUGCCAACCCCUGCGCCCAGGUCUACAGUUGUCAGGAAAUCCGUGUCCACUCAGACUCAGCCUACUUUGAGUAUAGAGUUUUUGAUUUGCGAGAGGUUUCUGCCCGUCGAUGCCCUACCGGCGCCCACCGAUGCCAUGUCCAGUGCCACGUUUUAUUGAGCAAGC